UCCUCUGUUCAACAGCAUGUCAGAGCCUGUGGGAGUAACAGCACAUUAACUUUCCCUCUAGAUGCUGCUUUGAGCACCUUUAAUGAAGACAGUCGCAUCUCUCCAAACUUCACAAGACCCGUGACUGUCCAACAGACACCUUCAGCAGAACAAAGCUGUUUUAAAAGUAACUUUUCCGAGUAUAAAGCCAAAGCAUGAAGCUCCAGUGCAUUUCUCUUCUCAUUUGUGGUUUACUCAUUGGCGAGUGCUGCGGGUCUCGUCUGGACCGCUGGGUCAGAACUGGACUCCAGUACCUGAAGCUCAACCUGUGCCGGAGGGUCUCUCUGCCGGAGAGCGAGUGCAAGAAGCUGUCCCACCUGCACCUGAGUGGGGUGGUCGUGUACGUGUCCGAGUCCGGCUCAGGGAAAGUGCUGACGAUCCUGCCGGACUCAUACUCGAGCGGCGCGCUGCAGUCCAAACAGAGCGGCUUCACCGUGGACGCGAGCGCGGAUGAUGACAGCAGGACGAAUGAAGAGCUGUACCCGGGCGCGAGCACGCACGACGCCGUGCUACUGCUGGACCCCAGCCCCGGCGAGAGUUUCGGACACCCGGUGGUUCUGUUCUAUGUAGACUUCAACAUAACCAAGAAGAAAUGUGCUCAUAUGGACGGCAUUUAUCUGGGGGACGAGUGCUUGACGAUGGCUGUGAAGACACGGUGCCAGAACCAGCUGAAGCGGAGGAGGAGUCGCAGCGACCGUAUGGCGAGCCAGGCGAGGGUCCUCAGGAGUACGACGGGCAGAACCAGCCGAGUGGAGCAAAGCAGCGGCCUCUGUGAGAUUCACUUUCUCCCCCUGGUUGUGGGAGUGAAAGACAGCAACCGAACCCAGCGCCUGCGCUGUGUAGAUCACCCAGACUUUGCCAGAUGCCCGCAGCCUUUGCCACUGACCAGCCCCAGCACGCCCAUCUCCAGCUGUGAGCUCAAUAAAAACACCCGCCGGUGCCAUCAGCAACGCCUGGCCACACACCUGUCCUGCCGCCUUUACCAGACCUGUGAUCAUGCUGUUCUCCUGUCAGGUGGCUGGCAGGAGCAGAUAACAUACCAACAACAUGCGAAGAACCUGCAGCUCCUCCACCAGAUGCUAAGGAACAACGGCUUCCAUAAGGACCACAUAAAGACAUUCUUUGCUGGGAAUGGACAGGUUGCAGCUAAAGAGACAGAGGGGAUGUAUCCCGCCACAGAGAAAGAGGUGAUCAGAAACCACAUUUCCUACAUCUGCCGAAAGCAGCACUGUGUGGAUUCUCUUGUUCUGUACCUCAACAGCCCCACACGAAAUGACGGCACCAUGCUGCUCUGGGACCGCAAUAACAACGGCAUUGCAGAUCUGAAGGAGCGUUACUCUGUGGGUGAACUGUUGGCGGAUCUGGCCGGGUGCAGGGCCAGCCGAGUGCUGCUCUUUGUGGAGCAGAGCUACAGUGGAGUCCUCAGCAAGAGACUGACGGGAUCUCUCAAACACGUCAAUGUCGUGCUGCUGAACGGCCUGCCCUGGGGGCACACAGCUGAGUUCUGGGCCUCUCUGCACCCUUCCGAGUGCCUCAUAGACCACCUCAGUAAGAGUUCUGGGACGUCCCGACUGGGUGAUGCUGCUCUGGGAUUGCUGAACGUGACUCUGGCUGGUGCUCCGUGUAACUCCACCCCUCCUCUCACCGAAGCCGAAAUGAGGAAGGAGUACAUGGGCUGCCAGAACCUCCCCACGGCUCUGUGGUACCAAAAAAGGCCCAAGACUGACAAUAGCAGGAAUUGAGUGUACUGACAGUUUCCAGGACUUUUAGGAGGACUAGAACCAACUCUACUGUUCCAAGUACAUAACUCGGACACUUCAGUGGAGUACUUCCAUGGAAAACAAGUACCAACGAGUAGUCCUAGAAACAUGACUUUUGUAUAAUGAACAAAACUCAAAUUUAUGACCAGCCCUUUUCUCACGCACACACACAAACACCUGUGUGAGCGCACUUAAUUCACCCACUGAUGCACAUAGACAUUGACAAGCUCUUUAGGAAACGGGGACUACAUAAUGCACGCUUAAGAGAUCGACAGAAGAGAUGGAAAUGCAGCACACAGAGAGAGAAAGUGUCUGAUGUGUCCUCACUUUGAACCUCAGUUCCCCUGCUUGCCGCUCCUUAGAAGGCGUCCCGUAGGGAGCAUCCCAUGCAAACUUCUCCUCUCUCUGCCUGCCGUGGGGGUUCAGCUCAGGGGCAUCCACGUUCCUUUACCAGAGUGCUCUUCUGUGGGUCAUCACCCAGGGCGCGCCUGGUACUGAACAAUGAAACACACCUUACACUCUCAGGACAAAUCUCUUUGUCUCUUCUUCAGCUCUGUAAGGUACAGUGCGGUCCAGCAUGAUUUAGUAAUGAGAAAUGUUCCCUCACCAUGUCUGGACCCUAGCAGACACUGGGCUCUGCAAGCAUGUAUUUAAGUCAGACCUCUUAUUACUAACCACUCUGUCCGCAGUAUUCCCUUAUCUCCGCAAACAUUUAAACGCCAGCCACCGAUAAUGUUGACAGUGACAAGAAGGUCUUUCAGGCCCCACGCCAGCUCCUGUGGGAAUGCAUACACAUUCUUCAGAAAUUACAGGCAGUAUGAUCAUAUUUUUCCACAGUAUAUCUACUUGGUCAGAAAUGUACACUAUCAUUCAAAAGUUUGGGGUUAGUUAGAUUCUUUUAAAAUGUUUUUGAAAGAAGUCUCUUAUAUCACGGCUGCAUUUAUCUGAUCAAAAAUACAGUAGAAACGGCUAUAUUUGGAAAAUGACCAUUUUAAAUAAAGUUGCUAUUUCUUUUAGUUUAUCCUUCAGAAUUAAUUCUAAUAUGCUGAUUUGGUGCUAUAGAAACAUUUAUUUUGUAUCAGAGUUUAAAAACAGAUGUACUGCUUAAUAUUUUUGUGAAAACAUUGUUUUUAAGGG
This is a messenger RNA of Carassius auratus (goldfish), 2936 nucleotides long. RefSeq lists its product as uncharacterized. Lineage: Eukaryota; Metazoa; Chordata; Actinopteri; Cypriniformes; Cyprinidae. The record is from RefSeq and is a predicted model, not a curated record. The transcript is spliced from 7 exons. The coding region runs from base 195 to 1781 and encodes 528 amino acids.